Molecule: messenger RNA, 339 nt
Organism: Diversispora eburnea
Lineage: Eukaryota; Fungi; Glomeromycota; Glomeromycetes; Diversisporales; Diversisporaceae
Source: the annotation of a GenBank genome assembly
AAGCUAAAUGUCCGGUAUGCAAAGAAGUACAUACUCGUUUAGGAAUAUGGGGCGACUGGAGCUGUCUAGGUAAAAAUGAUCACUAUUUUCUUAACUGUCCUUUUCGCAUUGAUCAAAAGAAAAUUAUAAUUGCUGUACAGAGCUUAUCAGAAACUCAAGUAAGGGUACCAAACAAAAUCAGUAACUCACCAAUUCAUCCAAACAAAACCCGCCUUUAUCAAUAUGCCAUCGAACAUGGAAUGGAUCCCAAGAAAUUUUCGGUCAUUACUGAAGCUGAGAAAAAUAGAUGGGCCAUGGGGUGUUUUCCUGCUGACUUGGAAAGAGAUAUACGCCUUUAUC